Molecule: messenger RNA, 1875 nt
Organism: Blepharisma stoltei
Lineage: Eukaryota; Ciliophora; Heterotrichea; Heterotrichida; Blepharismidae
Source: the annotation of a GenBank genome assembly
AUGAUAGGAAUUAGAGUUUUAAGAAGAUUUGCCAGUAUUCCUGGAGGCGCAGGCACUUCUAUCUUAAAGCGUGAACUUUUAGCUGAUGUAUGACAACUGAAUACCCCUUUAACUUGGAUCAAAAAUUCUGUUUAAUUUAAAGGAGGUCUUUUUAAAAAAUUUUUUAAAAAAUAAAAAAUAUAAGUGAAUAUAUUUUUUUGAGUUAUAAUUGGAGAAUUCAUUAUACAAUGAAUUGCUUCAGCGUCCCAGCUGUUUAAAUAGUAUCUAAUUGUAGUCCCCUUACUCCCCCCCCCCCCCCUCCGUGAGCGAACAAAACCAUUAGAAAAAAUCGCCAUUUUUUGACCAAAAACCCACCCUCCGUGAGUGAACAAAAAUUUUUUUAAUAGAAAAAAUUUUAAUGGAAAAAAAUUUUGAUAUAUAAGUGAUAAUUAGUAUAAUGAAAUCUAGAGCUAAUUCUGUUUAAUUUUAAACAAAUUGCGUUUUAAAACAUAAAUUUUGCAAAUUAAAUUAAUAUUUGCUUCCCAAUUUUUGCAAAUUAGGAUUUUUUUAAAUUUCGAAAAAAUAUAUUUUUUAUAAAAUUUAUAUAUAAAUUUUUUUUAAAAAAAAAAAUUAACCCCCCUCCGUGAGCGAACAAAAUUUUUUUGUUCGCUCACGGAGGGGGGGGGGGGAGUUAGUAAAUUUGUUCAAAUCUAUUUAUUAAAAAAUUAAUUCACUAUAAAAUUUCCCAUUUAAUGAAAAAUUAAAAUUUUGUACAAUUUAAAUGGGGGAGUGAGUAUCAAAUAUACUGCAUAUUGCCUUUCUGGCUCCCAUGCAAUGCGUGCAGAAUUUCAAAGGACAAUUUCAGAUUUUAUAACUCACCUAGUGCUUUAUAAAGUAAACGAGCUGUCGAAGAGAGUGCCUGAUGAUUUCUUUAACUAUGGUAAGAAAUAUUAAGGAUAUGCGAAAUUCAAAAAUGUUGGUGCUAUGAUCCCUGGAAUAUUAUUUGGGAUUUCAGGCGUUUAUAACCUUGCAAUGCCCGUUUGUUCUUUAAUUGUGAGAAGCCCAGAUAUUCCAGAGCUGACACUGAAUUUUUGGUCACUUUUGGUAAAGAACAUUUAGUCCAUUACUGCAUCCUCAGUUGCAGAAUUCUACGUAACAUACAAAAACCUUGGAGAUAUUUCAAGCGAACCGGCAGCAAAUAAUGUUAUUAAAAGGAUAAUUGAAAGAACAGCGCUACUCUAUAAAAUAUGAAAGCAGCAUUACCUUGUGGACCCAAUUCAGCAUGCAAUUAUUAAUGAAAAUAUUAUUUCAAUUGCAGGCGUCAUCAUUCCUAUCACCACAAGCUUUAUAUGCUACUAUACAGGCUGGAUUUGGCUAGAUAUCAUGGGAAGGAUGCUGAAUGGAUUGCUACAACUGCAUAUUUCAAAUUCUAUGUUCAGUGAAAAUAUGACAGUAAUUUUAGGCAAAAGCUUAUCAAAAACCCAAUUGGAAAUUGUUAAAAAAAUCUUAGAAGAUCGGGACACCAUUCAAAAAGUUGAAGGAUUAAAAACUGAGCAGUUGACCUCAAAAUCUAUGAAGCUAUAUAUGGAUGUAAUCUAUAAUGCAAAAGAAAUCACCGAAAAUAUUAUUGAGGUACUGGAAGAUGAUAUUAGUCAAAUUUCUACUGAUUCUGAAGUACAAAAAAAGAUCAGGAAAUUGAUUGGAAAAUCAAACGAUCUUGUGAUUACACAUCAAACAGAAAUUAUUAAAGACAUGGAAGAGGAUGUGAAAAAGAAAUAUCCAUUGAUCUCGCAAAUCGAUAUAGAGCUCUCUAGCAAAAAUAUUAACCCUGCUUAUGAGGGAGUAGUUACUGAGUCUGAUGACGACGAAGAUGGACAAAAAAAGGAUAAGGUUUAA